AUGCCUCAUGAAACAGAGACCCAGAUACAUAUCUUUGAGUGUUACAAAAGUAUACCAGCUUACAAAGAAAUCGAAACUAAACUCAAGAAAAGCUUAUUGAAGCUUUCGAACAAAAGCAGUCCAAAAAAGAAAUCAAAUGAUAUGAAUGACCAAAUACAAAAACUUAGCCUCGGAAGAAGGUUAGGACUGGAUAAAGUCGCGAGUGGAAUGACAGGAAUAGAUUUCUACCUAUCAGCAAAAAGUCAAGCCAAAUUUGCAAACAAAGUUCUAGCAUUACUCUAUAUACUAAUCUGGAUAUCAAGAUCGGCAACAGCCAACAUCUCGAUAGCUUCAGGAAUUAAAUGA
Molecule: messenger RNA, 345 nt
Organism: Acaulospora morrowiae
Lineage: Eukaryota; Fungi; Glomeromycota; Glomeromycetes; Diversisporales; Acaulosporaceae
Source: the annotation of a GenBank genome assembly